AUGGGCGGCUGCUUCUCCAAGCCCAAGCCAGUGGAGCUCAAGAUUGAAGUGGUGCUGCCAGAGAAAGAAAGGGGCAAGGAGGAGCUGUCAGCUAGCGGAAAGGGCAGUCCCCGGGGUUACCAGGGCAAUGGCACAGCACGCCACUUCCAUGCUGAAGAGCGUCUGCCCACCCCACAACCAUAUCCCAGCCCUCAGGACUGUGUGGAGGCUACUGUCUGCCAUGUCAAGGACCUUGAGAAUGGCCAGAUGCGAGAAGUGGAGCUGGGCUGGGGAAAGGUGUUGUUGGUGAAGGACAAUGGGGAAUUCCAUGCCCUGGGCCAUAAGUGUCCUCACUAUGGAGCGCCCCUAGUGAAAGGUGUCCUGUCCCGGGGACGUGUGCGCUGCCCCUGGCAUGGUGCUUGCUUCAACAUUAGUACUGGGGACCUAGAGGACUUCCCAGGCCUGGACAGUCUGCAUAAGUUCCAGGUGAAGAUUGAGAAGGAGAAGGUGACCGUUCGGGCAAGCAAGCAGGCCCUGCAGCUGCAGCGGAGGACAAAGGUAAUGACCAAGUGUAUCUCUCCAAGUGCUGGCCACAGCGGUAGCACCAACGUGCUCAUAGUGGGUGCAGGUGCUGCUGGCCUAGUAUGUGCAGAGACACUGAGGCAAGAGGGCUUCUCAGACCGGAUUGUCCUUUGCACACUGGAUCGACAUCUGCCCUAUGACCGGGCCAAGCUCAGCAAGACCCUGGAUGCACAACCUGAACAGCUGGCCCUGAGACCCAAGGAAUUCUUCCGGGCCUAUGGCAUCGAGAUACUCACUGAAGCCCAGGUGGUCACAGUGGAUGUGAGAAAUAAGAAGGCUGUGUUCAAGGAUGGCUUCAAGCUAGAGUACAGCAAGCUGCUGCUGGCACCAGGAAGUAGCCCUAAGACCCUGACCUGCAAAGGGAAAGACGUAGAGAAUGUGUUCACCAUCCGCACACCUGAGGAUGCCAACCGCGUGCUGCGGCUGGCCCGGGGCCGCAAUGCUGUUGUUGUGGGAGCAGGCUUUCUGGGGAUGGAGGUUGCUGCUUAUCUGACUGAGAAGGCCCACUCAGUAUCUGUGGUAGAGCUGGAGGAGACACCCUUCCGGAGGUUCCUUGGGGAGCGUGUUGGUCGUGCCCUUAUGAAGAUGUUUGAAAACAACCGGGUGAAGUUCUAUAUGCAGACAGAGGUGUCAGAGCUGCGGGCUCGAGAGGGCAAGCUGCAGGAGGUGGUGCUGAAGAGCAGCAAAGUUCUGCGUGCAGAUGUCUGCGUGGUAGGCAUUGGUGCGGUGCCUGCCACAGGCUUCCUGAGGCAGAGUGGCAUUGGUCUGGAUUCCCGAGGUUUCAUCCCAGUCAACAAGAUGAUGCAGACCAACAUCCCAGGAGUGUUUGCUGCAGGUGAUGCUGUCACCUUUCCUCUUGCCUGGAGGAACAAUCGGAAAGUGAACAUCCCACACUGGCAGAUGGCUCAUGCCCAGGGGCGGGUUGCAGCUCAAAACAUGCUGGCACAGGAGGCGGAGAUCAACACGGUACCGUAUCUGUGGACUGCCAUGUUCGGCAAGAGCCUGCGCUAUGCUGGCUAUGGAGAAGGCUUUGAUGAUGUCAUCGUUCAGGGGGAUCUGGAGGAGCUGAAGUUUGUGGCUUUUUAUACCAAAGGUGAUGAAGUGAUUGCUGUGGCCAGCAUGAACUACGACCCCAUCGUAUCCAAGGUGGCUGAGGUGCUGGCCUCAGGUCGAGCCAUCCGGAAGCGGGAGGUGGAGUUGUUUAUGCUACACAGCAAAACCGGUGACAUGUCUUGGCUCACAGGGAAAGGAUCCUGA
This is a messenger RNA of Grammomys surdaster, 1818 nucleotides long. RefSeq names its product apoptosis inducing factor mitochondria associated 3 (gene Aifm3). Gene Ontology annotation, cellular component: mitochondrion; cytoplasm. Gene Ontology annotation, biological process: execution phase of apoptosis. Lineage: Eukaryota; Metazoa; Chordata; Mammalia; Rodentia; Muridae. Bases 1 to 1818 code for a protein of 605 amino acids. The transcript is spliced from 20 exons. The record is from RefSeq and is a predicted model, not a curated record. Gene Ontology annotation, molecular function: 2 iron, 2 sulfur cluster binding; oxidoreductase activity, acting on NAD(P)H; flavin adenine dinucleotide binding.